UUGACACACAUGAACCGGUUCUGCUAGUUCUGUGGUUACAGCAACUACUGCUUUUUGACAGCUGAUCGGUUCAAUUUAGUAUUUCAGUAAGUUGUGUAUUUGCAUCUUCCACAGAUUUUCUCAAAUGAAUCUUUAUGUCAAGUUGUUCCUGUGCAGCAUAUGCGUUGCUUUCAUUGCGGUCCGAUGGAGUGCUCCGUCAUUUAAUAAGGAGUCCUUGAAGGGUGCCCGGGUCUUGGUGACUGGUGCCAGUACUGGCAUCGGCGAGCAGCUGGCGUACCACUAUGCACGUUUAGGAGCACAACUCGUUAUCACGGCGAGGAGAGGAAAUGUCCUAGAACAGGUUGUGAGCAAGUGCUUGGAAAUGGGGGCUCAGAGGGCUUUGUACGUCGCUGCGGACAUGGCAAAGCCCUCCGAUGCUGACCAUGUAGUGCAGUAUGCCAUCGAACAGCUCGGGGGUCUGGAUUACCUGGUUCUGAACCACAUCGGGCCCAGUCCAUACAAAAUGUGGGAUGGAGAUGUGGAGCACACACGAUGGCUGCUAGAGGUGAAUUUUCUCAGUUAUGUACAGAUGACGCAAAAGGCUUUGCCAACUCUUGAAAAGAGUAAAGGAACGAUAGUUGUUCUUUCCUCCUUGCUAGGAAAAAUUUGUGGUCCCUUUGCUUUGCCGUAUGCCGCAACUAAGUUUGCACUCAACGGUUUCUUUGGAGGCCUCCAGCAUGAGCUAGCAACAAAAAGCAAUGUGUCCUUAACCAUCUGCAUACUCGGCCUGAUCGACACAGAUAGCGCCAUGGAGAAAAUCAAAGGUUACAUCAAUAUGACCGCCUACCCUGCACACGAAGCCGCCUGGCACGUUAUCGAAGCUGGAGCAACUCGACAGUCUGAGGCCUUUUACCCUUGGUACACCUACUAUGCGUGUCUCUUCAGGGAUUGGUUCCCCUACUUCAGGGAUCAAGCGAUUCAAAACUCCUACACAUAUAAUCCACAAGUUAAUAAGGAACCAGUUACUAAAAGCUGACAGUUUCGUGGGAAUCUGUCUGUGGAGCAGGGCAUUAGCGGUUAAUGCAUAUGCUCUGAUACACCAAGCCCUGGUGCUCAUGAGGGUGAGGAUCUUCUCCCUGUUGUUGAAGACUAAAAAUAAAGCUUUAUAAUAAAAUAACAUUUAACCUGCUGAAAAAAAUAUGUUAUGAAGUGAUUCAUAGUACAUCAACCAAGAACGUAUUGCUGCUGUGAAGAUUUAAAGAGUUUAAACAUUGUGUAUUCUCUUACAAAAAUUAACCAUGGUUUUAUUUAACCACAGUUUUACUACAAAUAAAUGGUUAAACUAUAGUUGGUGUAGCAAAACCAUGGUUAAUUUGUGGUUAUCAUGGUUUAACUAGUAACCAUGUUUUCUGGUUUUAUUUGUAGUAAAACCAUGGUUAAUUUUCGUAAAGGUUUUUCUAUGUUCACAAACUUCAUGCACAAUUAACUGUUUAGAAUCUGUUAAAACCAUAUUUCAUGGAAUUAUCAAGGAUGUGAAACAGCAGAUAUUUUGUCUGUUUAGACUUGACUACAUUUUCUCUUUAUAAGUCAGACCACUCUUAACUUACCUCAUGUUUUCUUAUCAGUGAUUUACGCGAUGUUUCUGGCGCGAAUAUCUUGAAUCGGACUCAACAAUAAAUAUGUUCCACUAAAAGCUUGUCUCUUGAGUCUCAUUGAGUGUACAACAUUUGAUAACGUUUUCAAGACCUUUAUGAUGUUUUAAACAAAGAAUUGCG
Labeo rohita (rohu) is the source of this 1754-nucleotide messenger RNA. RefSeq names its product hydroxysteroid (11-beta) dehydrogenase 1-like a (gene hsd11b1la). Gene Ontology annotation, molecular function: oxidoreductase activity. The record is from RefSeq and is a predicted model, not a curated record. NCBI's taxonomy places the organism in Eukaryota, Metazoa, Chordata, Actinopteri, Cypriniformes, Cyprinidae. Gene Ontology annotation, cellular component: intracellular membrane-bounded organelle.